Strongylus vulgaris is the source of this 264-nucleotide messenger RNA. Lineage: Eukaryota; Metazoa; Nematoda; Chromadorea; Rhabditida; Strongylidae. The record is from the annotation of a GenBank genome assembly.
AUGGAAUCGAUCACGAAGAAAAUUUACACAGAUCUCUUUCGGUCAUCAACACCAGUAUCAAAUACCGUUAUUCUCCCUGGAGAAAUACACCUUGGAUUCUACCUGUUGGAGUACGCGACACACCACACCAUGACGGCAGCCACGACUACGGGACCGGACCACGUUUCGGCCGACCUCUUACGAGCUGGAGAACAUCGCCUUCACGAGAUACUUGCGGAACAUCUAACAUCUUACCUUCAAGAGAUAAGGAUACCCGACCAGUAG